UGCUGGCCCCGCCCCGGGCCUAGUGAAUACCGCCGCGCUCCAGGGGCCGCGCGUCGGCGGGCGGUGGAAACAGAGGCGGAAUGUCGGCCGUCCUGCAGCGCAUCGAGCGGCUCUCCAGUAGGGUGGUGCGCAUCCUGGGCUGUAACCCGGGACCCAUGACCCUGCAGGGCACCAACACCUACUUGAUAGGGAUCGGCACCAGGAGAAUCCUCAUUGACACUGGACAACCAGCAAUUCCAGAAUACAUCAGCUGUUUAAAGCAGGCUCUGACUGAAUUUAAUACAACAAUCCAGGAAAUCAUAGUGACUCAUUGGCACACUGAUCAUACUGGGGGCAUAAAAGAUAUUUGUGAAAGCAUCACUAAUGACACUGCGUAUUGCAUUAAAAAACUCCCACGGAAUCCUCCAAGAAAAGAAAUUAUAGGAGACGGAACGCAACAAUAUGUGUAUCUGCAAGAUGGAGAUGUGAUUAAAACUGAGGGUGCCACUCUCAGAGUUAUACACACACCUGGCCACACUGAUGAUCAUAUGGCUCUACUUUUAGAAGAGGAAAAUGCUCUCUUUUCUGGAGAUUGCAUCCUAGGAGAAGGAACAGCUGUAUUUGAAGACCUCUAUGAGUAUAUGAACUCCCUAAAAAAGUUACUGAAUGUCAAAGCUGAUACCAUAUAUCCAGGACAUGGCCCAGUAAUCCAUAAUCCUGAAGCUAAAAUUCUAGAAUACAUUUCUCACAGAAAUACCCGAGAACAGCAGAUUCUUACAUUACUUCGUGAUAAUUUUGAAAAAUCAUUUACAGCAAUGGAGGUUGUAAAAAGCAUUUACCAGACUAUUCCUGAGCAUUUACACAAAAUGGCUGAAAGUAACAUCUUGCUUCAUUUGAAAAAAUUAGAAAAAGAAGGGAAAAUAUUUAGCAACACGGAUCCGGUCAAGAAAUGGAAAACUCAUAUUUAGUUUCAGAUUAAGGAAAGCUUAUGUUGGUUUGUUUUUAGAGAAUGAUGUGAUUUUCUUCACUAUUCAUUAUUUACAGGGAAGAUAGAGUAUAGAACAUUGAAAAUAACCCUAUAUAUACUAUAAAAUAUUGUCACAUUUUCUUCUAAAAUAAAUAUUACAUUUCACAUGUGUACAUUACUUAUCUAA
This is a messenger RNA of Hyaena hyaena (striped hyena), 1133 nucleotides long. It is a transcript of the gene LACTB2, whose product is annotated as lactamase beta 2. The record is from RefSeq and is a predicted model, not a curated record. The coding region runs from base 81 to 947 and encodes 288 amino acids. The transcript has 7 exons. Gene Ontology annotation, molecular function: RNA endonuclease activity; single-stranded RNA binding. NCBI's taxonomy places the organism in Eukaryota, Metazoa, Chordata, Mammalia, Carnivora, Hyaenidae. Gene Ontology annotation, cellular component: mitochondrial matrix.